CUUGUAGGAAGGAAAAUUCUUAGAUAGCAAUUCCGGAUUGCUAAUCGUGGACGUUCCAACCAGAUACUCAAGAUAAUACUGGAAGUGGAAGUCCACAAUUACUGGACCGAGUCUAAAGGUCAAAGUACAAAGGGCUGUCGCUUAAGAUGGGAACUUUGUCACUGAGCGAGUUUAAAGACGUGAGAAUCCCAGCACCUUGGGGUCACAUCGCAGGACGUUGGUAUGGCAAUCAAGAGGAUCGACCGAUCCUUGCAAUCCACGGAUGGUUGGACAAUCUGGGAACCUUCGAUCGACUGAUUCCCCUACUCCCUGAUUAUAUAGGAGUGCUCUGCAUUGAUCUUCCCGGACAUGGAAGAUCCUCCAGCAUUCAGCCGAGGAUGCAUUAUUCGGUCUACGAUUACGUCUACAUUAUUCCCCGAGUGAUGAGAGAGUAUGGAUGGUCGAGGGUUUCCCUAAUGGGUCACUCGCUAGGUGGCUUUAUUAGCUUCGUUUACACUUCACUGGCUCCACAGACAGUGGAUAUGGUCAUAUCCUUGGAUAUAUUACUGCCUAGGACAGUGGUUCCCAAGAAAGCUGUAGAUGUGGUGGCCCAGAGCAUGGAGAAGCAUCUGGUGGAGGAGGAACGUCGGGAGAAAAGUCAUCUCACAGAACCCACCUCCUACACUAUCUCCCAGCUGACCAAAACCCUAGUGAAGAGGAACUCCAAUUCUAUUACACCUGAGCUAACUAAGCACCUUCUUCAUCGCCAGGUGGAAAAAUCAAAACUUUUUCCAAACAGUUUCUACUUGGCCGGGGAUGGCCGGGUAAAGUUCUACCAUCUAUCGCAAAUGGAACCUGGACUCGGUGAGGAGAUGACGAGAAGGAUCCUUAAGAAUCCCUUUCUAUUAAUAAUGGCGGAAAUGUCAUCGUUUGUGGGAGCCCAAUGUGAGGUGCCCAUAUCUAUUCUGCGCCAAUACAACCCACACUUUGAGUGCUACGAAGUAGAAGGUGGUACCCAUCAUAUCCAUCUUAAAUUCCCUGAGCAGUGCGCUCGUUACAUAGUGCCCUUCAUAAGGCGUUAUAGACCUCCUACUCCAAUCUCUGAAGAAGGAGAAAUACUCACUGAAAGGACCAAUAACAAACAAAGUAAACUGUGA
Drosophila takahashii is the source of this 1136-nucleotide messenger RNA. The record is from RefSeq and is a predicted model, not a curated record. NCBI's taxonomy places the organism in Eukaryota, Metazoa, Arthropoda, Insecta, Diptera, Drosophilidae.